Labrus mixtus (cuckoo wrasse) is the source of this 1455-nucleotide messenger RNA. Its product is annotated as jun dimerization protein 2-like. Gene Ontology annotation, cellular component: nucleus. The coding region runs from base 226 to 717 and encodes 163 amino acids. Lineage: Eukaryota; Metazoa; Chordata; Actinopteri; Labriformes; Labridae. The record is from RefSeq and is a predicted model, not a curated record. Gene Ontology annotation, biological process: regulation of transcription by RNA polymerase II. Gene Ontology annotation, molecular function: RNA polymerase II cis-regulatory region sequence-specific DNA binding; DNA-binding transcription factor activity, RNA polymerase II-specific. The transcript is spliced from 5 exons.
AGUGCUUCCGCAUUCCUGAGCUCUCUCAGACAAGAGCAGUACUUAAACGGGCUGAUGCAACGACCUCAGCUAGUCCCAAAAACCUACAUCCGUCUCACUACUCCCGCAUCGUCACGUUAUUACUACUGCGGAUUCUGGACGCACAAUAGUGUCCAAACACAGUCGCAUCAUUGACAGAAGACAACUGGCAGGUUUUCUCUGAGGGCGGCGGAGGCGGGGUCGGACAUGAUGCCGGGACAGAUACCUGACCCCUCGCUGGCGGCCGGCUCCCUGCCAAGCCUGGGCCCCCUGGCAGGCAUCUCGGCCACCACGCUCACCGAUCAACUCAAACUGGCCGACUUCCGCCAGCUGGGCGCCAUACUGUCCCCGCUGCACUUCCUGGGGAGGCUGGGGAAGAGGCCGCUGGCCAUAAAGACUGAGAUGGAUGAAGACGAGGAUAGGAGGAAAAGGAGACGAGAGAAAAACAAGGUAGCAGCAGCACGAUGCCGAAACAAAAAGAAGGAACGGACAGACUUCCUUCAAAGGGAAUCAGAACGCCUGGAGAUGGUGAACUCUGAGCUGAAGGCCCAGAUUGAGGAGCUCCGUAUUGAAAGGCAGCAGCUAAUGGUGAUGCUGAACCUCCACCGGCCCACCUGCAUCGUGAGGACUGACAGCGUCAAAACACCUGAGAGCGAGGCCAACCCCUUGCUGGAGCAGCUGUCCGCCGACAAAAAGUGAAACCAGGAAACCAUGGGUGCGAAAUCCCUGAUUCCUAAAACUAGCACCACUGUGGCAGCCAUUUUUUUUAUGAAACCAUAACUGGCAAUACAUUUCUAAACAUGCACUUGAGCUCCACACUGAGGACUUAUGGAGACUCUGCCCAAAGACAUGGGGGGGGGGGGGGGGGGGUUAAGGGCUUCUUUAGCACUGCUACAUGAGCUGGCUCUGUCCAUUGGAAAACUGGAAACACCCAGUUUUAUCUCUGCAUUAAGUGUUGUUGUUGACACCUAUUGUGCCUAGCUGUUACUUCAACCUCCUCUGCAUAAAGGGACCAAUGGAAACAGUAGAGUACGAAUGGAAACAACAGUGAGGAAACACACUAAUAUCAAUAUGGUGCUCUAUUACAAAACCCCAUUGUAGAUUGUGUGCCAUUGUUUGAAUGCAGAGGCCCACAAAGUGUUCGGCAGUUUUCUUUUGUAUGAUAGCCGAAAUAUACAGGUGUAGAGUUUUAUAGCAUACAAUACUCAAUACAAGUACACCAGAAGAAGUAGAGGUUCCUUGUUUUUGUAAUAUUGAUUCGUAUACCCUGCCUCAAAUGUGGCAGAUACCGGUUGAUCCGAUUUGUGGUGACGCUGGCGUCAUGAACAGCACAUAUACAAAAAAAUGUUUACACAGUUAUUUUUUAGGACUUGUUGUCUGUCUAUUAUUGUUUUUUACUGCUUUGUAUACAUAAACAUAUGAAAUGCUUGUUAAUCA